AUGAUAAUUAUCAAUCCAAGCAAUGCAAGUACUCCAAAGAUCUUCAUUCUCCUGGGUUUUUCUGACUAUCCCUGGCUGGAAAUGCCACUCUUUGUAAUGGUGCUUAUUGCCUACAUCUGCACACUAGUGGGAAACAUCUCAAUUAUCAUGGUAUCUAGGGCUGACCCUCAUCUUGACAGCCCUAUGUACUUCUUCCUUUCCAACCUCUCCUUCUUGGAUCUGUGUUUUACAACAACCACCAUCCCUCAAUUGCUGCUGAAUCUUUGGGGACCAGAUAAAUCUAUUAGUUAUGGAGGCUGUGUGACUCAGUUUUAUAUGUUUCAUUUCCUGGGAGCCACCGAAUGCGUUCUCUUAGCUGUGAUGUCAUUGGAUCGUUAUAUGGCUGUCUGCAAGCCCCUGAGAUACUCAUCGAUCAUGCAUCAGCAACUCUGCAUCAUCCUAGUGGCCAUGGCAUGGUUAAGCGGUUUGGCAAAUUCUUUGCUUCAAUCAUCCCUCACCAUCCAGCUGCCUCUCUGUGGUAACAACAAAGUAGAUGACUUUCUGUGUGAAGUUCCAGUAAUGAUCAAAAUGUCAUGUGUUGACACCACAUUCAAUGUAGCUAUGCUCUCCAUUGUGGGGGCAAUAUAUUCUCUGGCUCCUCUGUCACUUAUACUUAUCUCCUAUGGAUUCAUUGUAGCUACAGCACUCAGAAUUCGAUCUUCUAAGGGAAAGAAGAAGGUCUUUAACACGUGUGGUUCUCACGUAAUUGUUGUCUGUCUCUUCUAUGGACCAGUGAUUAUCAUGUAUGUGCAGCCUUCUGCUACUAAUUCUGAGGACAAGAACAAGCUCAUGUCCCUAUUCUACAGUUUGGUGACUCCUAUGCUUAACCCUUUUAUCUAUACUUUGAGGAAUAAGGAUGUGAAAGGGGCAAUGAAGAGACUUCUUGUCUCACUGUGCCAUCGGGGAAGAGAGUAA
This is a messenger RNA of Erinaceus europaeus (western European hedgehog), 954 nucleotides long. Its product is annotated as olfactory receptor 2B11-like. The record is from RefSeq and is a predicted model, not a curated record. Gene Ontology annotation, molecular function: G protein-coupled receptor activity; olfactory receptor activity. The coding region runs from base 1 to 954 and encodes 317 amino acids. Gene Ontology annotation, cellular component: membrane. The transcript has a single exon. Gene Ontology annotation, biological process: G protein-coupled receptor signaling pathway. Lineage: Eukaryota; Metazoa; Chordata; Mammalia; Eulipotyphla; Erinaceidae.